Messenger RNA from Orbicella faveolata, 1924 nucleotides. RefSeq lists its product as uncharacterized. Gene Ontology annotation, molecular function: calcium ion binding. NCBI's taxonomy places the organism in Eukaryota, Metazoa, Cnidaria, Anthozoa, Scleractinia, Merulinidae. Gene Ontology annotation, biological process: heterophilic cell-cell adhesion; establishment or maintenance of epithelial cell apical/basal polarity. The record is from RefSeq and is a predicted model, not a curated record. Gene Ontology annotation, cellular component: plasma membrane; protein-containing complex.
CACAUGUAUGUGAAGUGGGCUCCCUGUUGAAAGAAACAUUUAUAUCUAUUUUAAAACAUUUCACUUUUAAAGUAUUCAUUAGAAGUUUAUUCCAGUCUAGUAAAGCUAUAUACAACAGCAACAACAACAAAAACACACAGCGGAUGUUUAGAUUCAACUAUAUUUAUUUAGAAACACAUGUUACAUAGAUCUAUAACGUUUCCGUCUCUAUUUGGGUGGAUAGAGACACAUGCGGCCUUUAGCUUAUUAGAGAACUGCAUUUUUAAAAGUCAGCUGAUUUCUAUAAUAGUUAAACGAUUGGGCUAUGAUGAUCCGUCAAGGAAGAUGGUACGUCUGAAAUCUUAACGUAUUUUUGUAUUGACAUAUUCUCAUAGAUGUUACCCCACCAGUGUUCAAGAGUAAUUGUCCUUCAGAUAUUCGCGCAAGCAUCAAUGUAAAUUCUACAGCAUUGGUUAAUUGGACGGAGCCUGUCGCUCUGGACAACGACGAUCUGCCACCACAAGUUACAGUUGUUCCGGCAGGGAUCAGCCCACCACACGUCUUCAAUAAAACUACUCUUGUUGUUUACACUGCAAGAGAUGCAAGUGGGAACAAGAAAGAGUGUUCGUUUAAAGUAGUUUUGGAAGAUAAUUUAGGCCCUCAGGUUGUAUAUUGCCCCGCAGACCAGAAAAUUACUGCUACGAAGAUGACAACAACAGUUACGUGGAACGAACCUCAGUUUAAAGACAACAGCAAUAGUCCAUUGGUGAUAACAUGCAGUCAUCAAAGUGGGACUGAGUUUUACUGGGGGACAUGGAAUGUGCAUUGCACAGCUUACGAUGAUAAUCCAGAUAACGACCCAGCUGUUUGCCAGUUUACUAUAACGGUUAAACCGACGAAGUGCAGUGACCUGCCUCCUCCCAAAGGGGGCGCAAAGGCUUGUGACGAUUGGAUGUUUGGAACGUUCUGUUCACCUUUUUGCAGCAACAAAUCGGACUUUGCCCAACCUUUACCUGCGACUAUGUGGGUUUGCGGAGCAAGAGGAACUUGGAUGCCAACCAAUCGUUUUCCAGACUGUACAAAGGUAUACCGCCCCAACAAUGUCAGGAUGGCAAUGGAUUUGCACUACUACUAUGGUGACUGUAAUACGCCAGAAGCCCAGGCUCAAAUAAAACAGAACUUUAUCCAACUGUUAAACGAGUCUUUCUUCAAAGAGGUCUGCCAAGAUCCAGCACUCAAGGACAAGUGCAAGGCAAAAAAUGUGAAAGUAACGUGUGCUGCGGUUGAUUUUGUUAUCAGUAGGAGAAGGCGUUCAGCAGGUAUGGCAACAUUACACAAAGCUCUCAUUAUUUUAAGAAACAAGAAACAUCCUCGUUGUUUCAAUUGGAUGGAAUAAUGUAAUAUUCUACCGUAGGUAUUAUUAUUCAUGACAUGGUAAUGAGUCAUGGGGAAUCGAUCUGGCCUGGUGAAAACCCAAGACUAGGCGAAAAUGGAAGCGAACAGCUAGAUCAAGUCCGACUUACUCCGUGGGUACUGGGAGGCUCAUAAUAGAUUAAGAAUAAAAAUCAGCGAUAAUAAUUUCGAAUGGUGCACGGGUCAUCGAAACGUCAUUCGAAAAUGUUAUCGCUGAUUUUUAUUCUUAAUUGUUUGCUCAAAGCCUCUGUUAUUAGGAUUUGCAUAAUCCCUAGGCUAUCAAGUUUUUGCAUAGUGGAAAUAUGCAAAAAGGAACACGAACGGCAUGUGCUUUUUCGAGUUCUUCCAAACUUUCAAGAAUGUUUGCAUUACUCGAACUUACAAAGAGAAAAUUUUUGUCUAGUUUCUUAAGAGAACACUGCGGAAAAGAAGAUGUACAUUCUCUUUGCUUGCUUCAACAUUACGUGAACGGCUUGGACUACAGAACUGUUGUUCUACUAAGUCCGAGAAGUGCAGCUAUAAGUGCACGCUU